Vicugna pacos (alpaca) is the source of this 810-nucleotide messenger RNA. NCBI's taxonomy places the organism in Eukaryota, Metazoa, Chordata, Mammalia, Artiodactyla, Camelidae. The record is from RefSeq and is a predicted model, not a curated record.
AUGGGGAACACGAGCAGCCAGGAGCAAAAGCUAAUUGUGAUUAAGCACAGCGUGACUGCAGCCGGUCACGCGGCGGCCCGGCCCUUGACGCGACUGCCGGAGACCCAGCCCUUGUGUCACCCGGCCCAGCCCGGAGGCUCCCCAGCCAACCGGGACUCCCCUGCAGCCGGCCCCGCCCCCUGUCGCGCUGCAGCGCCUGCCGGCCGCGACCAGGGCCGCGCGGACGGCGCCAGACCCAGGCCUCUCCGCCUUGCAGCGCCAGGAGCCCAGCGCCGGGCAGCGGCCACCGGCCGAGCCUGUAGAGUUGAGCAGGUCCCGGAUCUCACCUCCUCUCCGGGUUGGCCCGCCCAAGCGCCGUCCCGGAUGAAGCCACAGUCGGGGCUUCCGGCUCAGGCCGGAAGCGUGCAUGCCCCGCCCCCUCAGACCCCGCCCCCUCGCGACGUCAGCGCGCCUCAGCCCUGUGGUGCCACUUUUACCAGUGCGCCCCGAACAUCUCUAGUUAGGGUGCGGCUGGAGACUGCGGAGGCACUGGUGUUGAGGCGACGCUUCAGAGAGCGCCGCAGCGAUCAGCCGACCGCCAUCCCCCGCGCGCCUCUGCGCAGCCCCGGUAUCCCUCUCGACUGUCCCCAUCCGAGCGGAGGAGAGGCCACCCUCUCGCUCCUUGGCCUGGCCUCCCGGGAAGAAUCGGGAGCGGACCCUGGCGCCUCGGCCGCCGGCGAUGGACACAGACGCGGACAAUUAGAUGACGGCGGGGGGAAGCGGGACCCCGCCGUCCGCUGCGGGGCGCCCGAGGCGGAGAGAGGAGGGUAA